Messenger RNA from Trichobilharzia szidati, 366 nucleotides. Lineage: Eukaryota; Metazoa; Platyhelminthes; Trematoda; Strigeidida; Schistosomatidae. The record is from the annotation of a GenBank genome assembly.
AUGCGUUCGUCAUGCGUUGAUGAAUGGGGUCGGCGGAUCCCAGUGAGUAGUGGCUGGUGGGUACUGCGUACUACUACUACUACUACUACUACUACUACUACUACUACUACUACUACUACUACUACUACUACUACUACUACUACUACUACUACUACUACUACUACUACUACUACUACUACUACUACUACUACUACUACUACUACUACUACUACUACUACUACUACUACUACUACUACUACUACUACUACUACUACUACUACUACUACUACUACUACUACUACUACUAAUAAUAAUAAUAAUAAUAAUAAUAAUAAUAAUAAUAAUAUAAGCCAUGAUUUCUAUUCUCAUCAGAUGACUAAUCACUAA